Messenger RNA from Tinamus guttatus (white-throated tinamou), 1234 nucleotides. NCBI's taxonomy places the organism in Eukaryota, Metazoa, Chordata, Aves, Tinamiformes, Tinamidae. The record is from RefSeq and is a predicted model, not a curated record.
AUGGAAAUGUCCUGCCAAAUAUCUGCAUAUCAGGAUGAUGAAAACUAUCGAGACUAUCAAAGUAUCAAAGACUCAUUAGGAGAGAGAAAUAUACGGUAUGAAAAUGAGAGGUAUUUGGAACACCUGCAAGUCAAACUGGAAGUGAAGGAGAAGAUGUAUGAGCAAGAAAAGCUCCGAGCCUGCCAGUUAAGGGACAUGUUAGAAGAAUUUGACAAGCUCAAGGAAGUUCAGAAGAAUCACAUUGUGCAAAUAAAAGGAGAAGUAUAUGUUGGUGAACUACCCCAGGAUUUUCUUCGCAUCACCCCAACCCAGCAGCAACAGCAAAUCCAACUGGAUGCCCAGGCAGCUCAGCAGCUACAGUAUGGAGGACCAAUGGGUACAGUUGGGAGACUCAGCAUUACAAUAGUACAGGCAAAACUAGCAAAGAACUAUGGAAUGACCCGCAUGGAUCCAUAUUGCCGAAUACGGUUGGGCUAUGCUGUAUAUGAAACUCCCACAGCGCAUAAUGGAGCCAAGAACCCUCGCUGGAACAAAGUUAUUCAGUGCACUGUUCCUCCGGGUGUGGACUCGUUUUAUCUAGAGAUAUUUGAUGAGAGGGCCUUUUCAAUGGAUGACCGCAUUGCUUGGACACACAUUACAAUUCCAGAGUCUCUGAAGCAAGGAAAUGUGGAGGAUGAAUGGUAUAGCCUGAGUGGAAGGCAGGGUGAUGACAAGGAAGGAAUGAUCAAUCUGGUUAUGUCAUACACGUCUUUGCCAGCUGCCAUGAUGAUGCAGCCACAGCCCGUGGUCCUGAUGCCCACUGUGUACCAGCAAGGAGUUGGAUAUGUGCCUAUAACAGGGCUUGAGUACUUUGCUCUGGGGAUGCCUGCAGUCUGUAAUCCCGGCAUGGUACCACUGGCAAUACCACCUCCUGCCAUCAAUCCUCAACACCUUUGUAAUGAAGAAGACCUGAAAUCUAUUCAGGACAUGUUUCCCAACAUGGACAGGGAAGUAAUCCGCUCAGUGCUAGAAGCUCAGAGGGGGAACAAGGAUGCAGCUAUCAACUCCUUGCUUCAGAUGGCUGAAGAAUCAUAAAUCCCUACUUCCUGCACUGUCCCCGUCCUUGCUGCCACCUUUAUUUUUACUUGCCAAGCCAGGGAUUUAGCUAGAGGAAGAAUUUCCUAACUGUUUUCUGUUAGCGUAUCUUAUGUGAAAGAUUGUAUCUCCCUUUCUCCGUGGACAUUUGGAUCUUUCU